AUGGCGACAAAUGUUGAGGAAAUAUGCAUUGCAAAGUUAAAGGAGAAAAAGUUCAUCGCAAAUGGAUUUGCUGGGAGUAUGAUGUCGAAUUUUUACGAGCUGAUGCAAAGCGGUGAAUUUUGUGAUGUAGUUCUGCGUGUUGGCAGUCGAGAUUUUAAUGUGCAUAAAGUUGUUUUAGUGUCAGCGAGCCCUUACUUCAGUGCAAUGUUUCGAGGGGGUAUGAGUGAAAAAUUUCAACAAAAGGUUUGUUUAAAAAUGUUGAUUGUUGGAAUAUGCCAAUAAUUAACCAGUAUUUAUAAUCCUGGGCAAAUAAAAAAAGUCUGAUAAUUUGUCUGUAAUAAACAUGGCAAACAGAGGGAUACUUCAAUAGAGCUUUGGCACUCAUUCCCCAGGGACCAACUCAAAAGCCAUGGCGGCCAUGUUGGUGUUCCAGACAAAAGAGUCAAUAGACCUUAUGCAUAAUGAAGUCACAAGGCUUGAUGCCCGCAACACAGAAUAGAUACCGGACCAGAAGUGUCAUUCCUAUUUGUUUUGGCUGAAGGAAAACGUCCGAAUUUUUUUUACGUGCUAUAACGCCAUCCUGGAGUGCACCCGGCACUUUGUACCUAUGUUUUCCUAUGAAAAAUGUCCGUGUGCACUCCAGGAUGGCGUCAUAUGAUGGCAUAUUUUCACGUCAGCACUCAUAAAAUUUCGGACAAAAUAUCAUCUGAGUGACACUUCUGGGAGGGCCCCCUAUACCUCUUCACAAUAUGCUUUCACGUAAAAAUAUUUUGCCUUUUCACGAGUCACGAAAAAUUGAAAAAAUUCCUUCACGUUCACGGAAAAAUUGAAGCGAUCACGAUUCACGUAAAAAUAAAACAAAAUUCACGAAUUAUUAUAUGGAUGUCUUCCUUAAUUGUAGAAUCAUUGUACUCGUCUGUACUUACUUCGACAUGCUUUCAAACCUCCAACUAUGACGAAAACAGGCUUCUGUACAUCAAGUACUUCAAAAAACAGCAACAAACCUUAUUUAUUCCUUGGAAAGCUGAUCACACAAAAGGUCACAAAACAGAUGAUUCACGAAUCCCGCAUAUUUCUAUCUGCCAUUCACGGGUCACGGUUAAAUCGAACCUUUCCUUCACGUGCACGUAAAAAGAUUGGAAGUCAUACCAUCACGAAUCACGGAUUAAGAAAAUCAUCGAUCACGUUUCACGGCUAAGUAAAAUAAGCCCAUCACGCUUCACGCAAAAAGUAUACGGGGCCCUUUUCUGGUCCUGUAUCUAUUCUGUGCCCGCGAGGAAUUUAAAUGGUCUUGGUAGUCAUAGCCCGGGAAAAUUUCAAUAAUGGCCAUUUUUAAUUGUUUAAUUUUCCUGGGCGAUGACUACUAAAACCAGCAUUCCUUGCAGGCAUCAAGCCUUGUGAAGUCAUUAUGCAUAAGAUCUAUUAAAAUUCUUUUGAAUUUGGAAAUUGGAACACCAACAUGGUGCUAUUCACAAGUUAUGCUCUCCUAUUCACUGGCAUAACCAGUGCAAUAUACCUGGGGUGGCAAUGCAAAUUUCAAAUCAUUACCAUUAUUCAUUUAUUUUCAAUUUAUUGUCUUUAAUACAGUUUAUGAACACGACAAAAUUUGCAUUGCCACCCCUGGUAUAUUGUGCUGGCUAUGCCAGUGGUUCUAUUAGAUGAAUUCAAUAUUUACAUAGUUUGUCCAUUGGGCUAUUGGGGGGGGGGGGCUGGUGAAAAGAGAGGGGAUAUUUUUGUGCAUGGAUAAAGUCAUUAAGGGGGACCCAUUGAUUUAUUUUUGUGCAUGGAUAGUCAUAAAGGGGGCCCAUUGAUUUUUGUGUAAAUAGUACUUAUCCCAUUUGUAAUUUGAAGCAGGGAAAUUUAAACAUCUAUGAAAGUGGUUAUUCUACAGUCUAAAUUAAAAUGUUUUUCAUGCAUGACAGCAAGGACUGCAGAAAAAGGAAGGUGGGAGCUUUAAACUUAAAUAUAGUGAUUUUUAUUUAAAUAAUAUGAAAUGCUACUGCUACAACAGAAUACUACACAGAAGUCCAUCUCCAUUGUUUUUAGCGUAAGCUCUAUUCGUCAUGAUUCGUCACUCAGCAAGUACCGUAAACAGAAGCAAUCACCCUCCUGGAAAUACUAAAAAUGGCAUAUUUCCAGGGGGGUGAUUGCUUCUGUUUACGGUACUUGCUGAGUGACGAAUCAUGACGAAUAGAGCUUACGCUAAAAACAAUGGAGAUGGACUUCUGUGUAGUAUUCUGUGCCCAAGUGCAUAACACCAGAAACAAAAAUAUUUAUAUGUACAUGUUUUUUUCAAAAUUUGUCUGCCUAAAAAUAUUUAUCUUACCUGUUUGGUAUUAGGUGAACAUCAAAGAAGUUACCAGUGAAUCAAUGGAAUUGCUUCUGGAUUUUUGCUACACUGGUGAAAUUACAGUCACUGAAAACAAUGUGGAAGAUCUGCUUCUUGCAGCCGAUCUCUUGGGUUUCAGCCAUGCCAAGGAAUCCUGUUCCAGCUUCUUGCAAGACCAACUUGAUCCUGGUAACUGUAUUGGUAUCUUGCAAUUGGGUGAGAAACACACAUGCACUAAGCUUUGCAGCAAGGCAGAGUCUUACAUCCUUAGGAACUUCAAAGAUGUUGCAGAAUGCAAUGAAAUUUUGAGCUUGGACGUCAAACAAUUGAAAUACUUGCUGGAAAGUGACAAUAUUAACAUUGAUAAUGAACUUGAAGUCUUACAAGUGAUCUUCAAUUGGGUAGAAAAUGAUAGCAAGACGAGACGUAAAAUGUUGCCGUUCCUACUUCCUGCUGCAAAACUUUCUUUUAUACCACCCAAGAAACUUCGUGAAAUCUCGAAACAGAGUCUUAUACAAGGUGAUAUAUUUUUACAAAAUAUUAUUGAAGAAGCAAUGAUCUGUCAUUGUGAAUGCGCCGGGAUGCCAAUGCGGAAGUCCUGCGCCGCGUGGUUGUACAUUCUUGGUGGUGAGAGAUCAUUCAUGAAGGAAACAAGAUCGAUUGAGUAUUUUGAUUGUGAAAGAAUGGAGUGGAACAAUACCGUGAAACUCGCUGGCAGCCGCGUUGCAUGUGCUGUUACAGUGCUCGGGAAUACGUUGUAUGUGAUUGGUGGCAGCAGACAGGGCACGAAAUUGAAUACAGUGCAGUGUUAUGAUCCCGAGAGUGCUGCAUGGGAAAAUGUAGCCCAUCUAACGAAAUGUCAAGGAGAAGUGAAGGCGGCCGUGUUGGACGGCAAUAUUUAUGUUGCUGGAGGAUCUUGUACAGGGCAGGCAACGUGUAGGUAAGGGUUAACAGAAGACUGUCAUGCUUUAUUUAUGUUCUUAUCUUGCAUUUCACGCUGUUGAUUUUGAAAAAGCACGCCAUUUCUUAUAAAUUUUUGAACUUUUCUAGUUACGUGGAGAAGUAUUGUCCCGUCAGCAAUAAAUGGACAGCAGUUUGUAACAUGACCCACAAGAGACGGAGAUUCUCCCUUGUGUUGUUGAACAACUCUCUAUAUGCUGUUGGUGGUUUUGAUGAUCAGAGAGGAUACCUAUCAUCAACUGAACAUUACUUGCCCGAUUCAAACGAUUGGCAGGAAGACGCUUCCAUGUUUUACAAACGAUGCGAUUUUGGUGCAGUAGCACUAUCUGGUUAUAUUUUUGCUGUAGGUGGUGUGAACGAGCGACAAGGUUCACUUUCCUCGGUGGAAAGGUACAACCCAUCAAGAGACAGCUGGGUCGCAAUGUCCUCCAUGAACAGGCCGCGUGGUGGUCCUGCCGUCGCCGUGUAUUGUGGGAAGAUAUUUGCUAUGAAUGGAAUGAGCGAGUACAUGUCGGUUGAAGACAGCGUGGAAUGCUAUGACGAGGUGUCUAAUUCUUGGAAACAUGUUGCUGGCACAACAAUGGCGCGAUUCGGAGCAGCAGCAUUUGUGUUCAAAUUCUUAAUUUAG
This is a messenger RNA of Paramuricea clavata, 3917 nucleotides long. NCBI's taxonomy places the organism in Eukaryota, Metazoa, Cnidaria, Anthozoa, Malacalcyonacea, Plexauridae. The record is from the annotation of a GenBank genome assembly.